Molecule: messenger RNA, 1440 nt
Organism: Trichophyton benhamiae CBS 112371
Lineage: Eukaryota; Fungi; Ascomycota; Eurotiomycetes; Onygenales; Arthrodermataceae
Exons: 3
Coding region: 1-1440 (479 amino acids)
Biological process (GO): tRNA wobble position uridine thiolation; protein urmylation
Cellular component (GO): cytoplasm; cytosol
Molecular function (GO): adenylyltransferase activity; URM1 activating enzyme activity; thiosulfate-cyanide sulfurtransferase activity
Source: RefSeq, a predicted model, not a curated record
AUGGAGGAGAGAGAGAAGCUGCGCCGACAGCUUGAGGCGCAGAUAGCUGCUACAGAGCGACAGCUCAGCCAGCUGAAGCAGGAGCUUGCAGAUCUAGAGACGAAGCAGCCCGCACCGCAGCAGCCAGAAGCAACAAGAGAGAGACCAGCCGACUGGCCGCUACUCCAGGAUGAAUAUAGAAGAUACGGAAGACAGAUGAUAGUCGAGCAGGUCGGGCUGCCGGGCCAGCUUCGACUGCGGAACUCAGCCGUGCUCAUCGUCGGAGCAGGCGGGCUAGGCUGUCCAGCAGCUUUAUAUCUUGCCGGCGCAGGAGUUGGAAGGCUGGGUAUCAUCGACGGCGACCAGGUUGAGAGCUCAAAUCUGCACCGCCAGGUCCUACACCGGACGAGAAACACAGGCAAGUAUAAGGUUGAUAGUGCAAUCGAGUAUCUACAAGAACUGAACCCUCACCCGACCUACAUACCCUAUCGAACUCAGCUCUCACCGCAAAACGCACCAGAUAUCUUCGCCCUGUUCGAUGUCAUACUAGACUGCACCGAUAACCCAGCAACUCGAUACCUUAUCUCAGACACUGCAGUAGUCCUUGGGAAACCGGUCGUGUCUGCUUCGGCGUUGCGAACAGAAGGACAGCUGAUGAUACUCAACUAUCCUCCCCGUUUGCCGGGGGAUAAAUCAGGAGGUCCAUGUUACCGGUGUGUGUUUCCAACUCCGCCUCCAGCAGAUAGCGUCACGAGCUGUGCAGAUGGCGGGAUUAUCGGGCCAGUGGUGGGUGUCAUGGGAGUUAUGCAAGCACUUGAAACGAUACGGGUGAUAACCAGCAUGUCUGAGAACACCACGCCGAGCACUGGAGCCAUUGUUCCGUCUCUCCAUCUGUUCUCCGCCUAUUCCACUCCUCCAUUUCGUACUAUUCGGCUGCGUCCCCGGCGGCAGAACUGUGCUGUGUGCGGAACAGAGCCAUCGAUAUCCAUCAAGUCCCUCAAGAACGGAUCCAUGGAUUAUGUCCAAUUCUGUGGCUCGCUCAACACAGUAUCUAGUCUGAUGCCAAAUGAGCGGCUCAGUGCUAGAGAUUACAAGAUAUGGCUUGACAGUCACAGCAACAAUGACAAGGGUAUCCUGCUCGAUGUGCGCGAACGGAUCCAGUAUGAUAUAUGUGCAUUGCCUGGAAGCGUCUGCGUACCCAUAUCGGAAGUUUUGAGAUCAUCUAGAUCAUCUGAAGCAACAAAUGGGGAGCUUCCGGCAUGGGUUCCUUCCAGUAUCAUCAACACUGAUACCGCAACCCCUAUCCACGUAGUUUGCCGCCAGGGCAACGACUCUCAGACUGCAGUGAAAAUACUCAAGCAGCUCGGCCUCGGUCAAGGUGGCAAACGUUUCAUUGGCGAUAUCCAGGGCGGUUUGGACUCAUGGAGAAGAGAUGUCGACCCCCAGUUUCCAGACUAUUAA